Messenger RNA from Trichomycterus rosablanca, 2311 nucleotides. RefSeq names its product golgin subfamily A member 6-like protein 22. The record is from RefSeq and is a predicted model, not a curated record. The transcript is spliced from 3 exons. Lineage: Eukaryota; Metazoa; Chordata; Actinopteri; Siluriformes; Trichomycteridae. Bases 81 to 1577 code for a protein of 498 amino acids.
ACAAACUACAGAGCAGCAGCAGUAACACUUAAUCACCUUAAUCACUGCAGUAUUUAACUAAUACAGCGAAACUAAUAAACAUGGAAGCGAUGGAAUGGCAGGAGGAUUCAGAGCUAAGUCUCCUCCAGGAGCGUGUUAGAACCCUGGAAGAUAUGGAGAAAAUCAAGGACAUGAUGUGCUGUGAGACUGAUAAUGAGAUGAACCGACUUGAAGCUCAAUGUGAAGAAGAGAGGAUGAGAGAGCAGAAGGACGAGGAAUAUCUGGAUAUGUUUAAAAUUGAGUUGGAAAAGGAACUACAAAUGUUCCAGAAAGAGAGGAAAACUGAGGAAAAAAAGAUAAAAGGAAAAGAAAGGAGAAUUAAAGAAGAAAUGGAAGAUAUCAAAGAGAAACUGAUGGCAAUGGAGAGACAGAAAGAGGAGACAAAAAUGGAGGCACUAAAGAUGACUGAAUUUGAAAGAGAGGCAAUUCAGGCAGAAACGGCAGCCAUUGAAUUUGAGAGGAAGAGGAUGAGGGAGCUGGAGGAUCAGAUGAUGAUGCAGGAGAUUCAUUUUAUACAGCAGAGGAAGGAGCUCACAUUUCAAGGAAAGGAAAUAUGUUUAAAAGAACAAGCUCUCGAAGAAAGUAUGAAGGAAAGAGAAAAGGAAUUUCAGAAAAGAAAAAACAAGGAAAAGGAGCUCUGUAAAGCUCUGAAGGCUGAGGAGGUGGCAAAACUACGAGUGAAGACUCUGGAAAUGGAGAAAGAGGCUGAAAUCGAAGAAAUGAAAAUCAGAAUGGAAAAAGAAGCCUUAGAGAAGGAAAAGAAGGUCGAACGAUUGAUGAAGUUGUACAUGAAGAAGGUGGCUUAUGCAGAAAUGAUUCAACAAAAGGAAAAAAUGAAUAAGGAGGAGUACGUUCAGAGGAAGGCCAUCAGAAAAGAAUGGCAGAAAAUUGCAGCAGAGAGAGAGAAAGUGGAGAACAACAGAGAGACUUUUGAGACACAGAAAAUGAUGAAAGAACAAGAGAUCAUGAGGCAAAAAACUAAACUUGAGAAAAAGAAGAAGACUGCACAAAGAAGGCAGAAAGAAGGGAAGAUAAAAGCCAGUGUUGUCAGGACAAUUCAGAAAGAGAUACAAGAUGAAAGUAAGAAAGAGGAGAAUGUAAUAAAAGAGAAGAAAAAGAAACGAAAGCAAAAGGUGAAUGAGACAGAGGAGGCUCCUACAACAGAGAAGAAAAAGAAAAGAAAGCAAAAUAUGGUGGUUUUUGUGAAAGAGAAAAAAAAGGACGAACAGAAGAAAGAGAAGCUUGAGACAGAGGACAAAACAAAGGGAAAAAAGACCAAAGAGAAGAAGAAGAGAAAGAACCUGAAAGAGCAAAGGCAGAAAGAGAUACUGGAAGAUGAGGGGUCAGAAGCAAAGGGCUGGCGAGCCAGAUUUCAAGCUUUUAGAGAUUCAAUAAGUCUCGCCAAGGUUAACCUGCAAACGGACCUAAAAACAGGAAGAGAAGAACUGAAACAGACCACAUUUUUUAAAAGGAUACAGGCAGGAAAAGAUCGAAUGGUGAGAUGGUUUGAAAACUACAUGUGUGUAGGUUUGCUUUAAGCUCCAUUUCACCAGUAUAUACAGUUGUGGUCAACAUCAUAAGCACUUUUGAUUGUCAGAAUGACAGGAGGAGUAGUAAUUGCUCGUGUCGUGUCGAGACUGAGAGACGCUUAUAGUCCUAAUUUAGCGCCAUCUGAUUUCCACCUUUUUGGACGUUCAGAGAAGCUUUAAGGGGAAGAAGAUUUUCAUGUGAUGAUGAUGUGAAAGCAGCGGUGCAUCAGUGGCUACGAGCUCAGCCAAAAAAAAUUUUUGUUGAUGGCAUUAAAAGGUUGGUACGAUGCUGGGGAAAAUGCAUCGGAAGGUGACUGUGUACAAAAGUGAUGUCAUUUGUUUUUGAAAUUCUUAAUAAAUAGAGUUUAAAAAGAGAGAACCCUUGCAGUAAUAUUCAGGGUUGCCAAUUGUUGACCACAACAGUAGUUUUUUUUUUACACCUGCUUACCAUGGCAACCUCCUUCUGCCUCAGGUACCAUGCUCUGAGGUACCAUGAUAUUUGGUUUGAAGGGUUUUCACUUUUUAAUGCCCGGUCUGAUGUACGUGAUUAAAUUUCCAGUGUCUUACCAUACUAUCAUCAAUGAUGGACAUUGCUCUCUGGUCUGAAAGCUAUAGUCUCGACUUCAGUGUUACAGGAACAACUGGAACAAGUGAAACUUCCUAUUUCUUCUUUGUGAUGAUUUCUUCUGAACUUAAAAUGUAAUACAUUCAUAAAUAUUUCAAUAAAUGUACUCAUUUUUAAA